UAUUGUUUAAAAUGAAAUUUGUUUUAAUACUUUUUGGUUUGUUUUUUUGCGUGGAAUUUAUUAUUUGUAGACAAUUUGAUCAAAGAGAUUGUAGCAAACCACCAAUGAUGGGAACCUGUUCAAACCCUAAUUCAUUUACGUCGUAUUACUGGGACGAACAAGAGCAAAAAUGUAAAGGAAGGCUUUUAGCUAUGGGCCCAGGAUGCCAAAUGACCAAAAACUCAUUUGAAAGGAAAAGAAACUGUAGAUAUGUAGCUGGACCAAUAUGCAGUACCAUUGAUUGCAUGUGUAGGCAAUCGGGAUGACAAUUUUAA
Brassicogethes aeneus is the source of this 314-nucleotide messenger RNA. Lineage: Eukaryota; Metazoa; Arthropoda; Insecta; Coleoptera; Nitidulidae. The record is from the annotation of a GenBank genome assembly.